AUGGCGGCCGCCGCGCUCAGGGGCCAGCUCAACGCCCUCCUCGACUCCAUGUUUGCCACGGGUAUUGUGGACGAGGCUUUCCAACACCUGCGGUCGGUGGAGCAGGAGGGCUUCCUCGUCGAGGUCGUCAACCUCUUCCUUCACGACGCCGACAACAUCCUCAACGAAGUUGCCUUCCGGCUGAACCAGCCCGUGGUGAACUUCGACAGCGUGGGUGCACUGGUGCAUCAGCUCAAGGGGUGCAACGGCAGUGUUGGUGCUAAGAAAGUGAAUCUCUCCUGCACCCACUUCCGUCAGUUUUAUGAGGCACAAAGUAAAGAAGGGUGCCUCAUGUCAUUGGACCUUAUUAGGAAUGAGUUUUAUGAUGUGCGCAACAAGCUACAAACAAUGAUUCAGCUGGAGCAGCAGAUCGCAGCCAUGGGUCCUCAGUAG
Triticum turgidum subsp. durum (durum wheat) is the source of this 432-nucleotide messenger RNA. Lineage: Eukaryota; Viridiplantae; Streptophyta; Magnoliopsida; Poales; Poaceae. The record is from the annotation of a GenBank genome assembly.